GGUCGACGCAAUGCCAACCUUUUUCUAGCAUUGACGCGCGCCUACUUCGCCUGUCUUUCUUCGGAUCGAAGGCUCGAUUUGCUCGCUGUUAAGCUGGACGACGAAGACAUGUUGAUCGACGCCAGCUUCAGGAUAGUACUUCUACCAUCUUCUCGAAAGGCUUCAGGUUCCAAGUCCCAAAGGGAUCUGAAAGAACGUCUGGAGCGAUUGGCUGAGUGA
Messenger RNA from Protopolystoma xenopodis, 219 nucleotides. Lineage: Eukaryota; Metazoa; Platyhelminthes; Monogenea; Polystomatidea; Polystomatidae. The record is from the annotation of a GenBank genome assembly.